AGCGGCAUUUUCCUACAAGUGAAAAUUUCUCAAGAGAGGAGUGUGUAGAGUGAGAAAUGGGGAAGAAUAAGGAGAAAUUGAAACCGAUUCUGGAUGAGAAGAUCACCAAGGAGCUGAAUCUGAGGGUGCUGCAGAGGAUUGAUCCUUGCAUUGAGGAGAUCCUCACCAACGCUGCUCACGUCGCAAUCUACGAAUUGAACAUCGAGGCUUCGCAGUGGAGUCGGAAGAAUGUUGAAGGCUCUCUUUUCGUUGUGAAAAGGAAUACUAAACCACACUACCAAUUUAUAGUAAUGAAUCGUCAAAACACAGAAAAUCUUACGGAGAGUCUCUGGGGAGAUUUUGUGUGUGAAGUGCAGGAUUCAUAUCUGUUAUACAGAAACCACACUGAAGAGGUAAAUGGAAUAUGGUUCUAUAUUUCAAACGACUGUAAGGAGAUUGCAAAUCUGUUUACCAGGAUACUUAAUGAAUAUCCCGAGGUGCCUACAGAGCUGAAAGUGUCUUCAAAAGAAAGUGAAGUGGAAAAGGAUGCUGCCCUAGAGCCAUCAUCUACUGCUGACUCCAAUGUUGCAGAUGGGAUUGAUGAUCUAUCUGUUGUGAAAAUUUCCAGUCUGGACCAGUCUCCAACAGCUCUUGUUUCUGAUCCUCCCACUUCACCAUCAAUAUCAGCUCCAGCUCCUGUCACAUCUCCUUCUACCCUAAAAUUGUCCAUUCCUGCAAUUUCUGAACCUAAGGAUGCUAAGACGUACAUGACUGAUCUGGUGAAGCCAUCAUUAUUUUUAAGCCCACAUCCUUCUUCUCCACAUAUUUUGCCAUCCAUAACUUCAUUUGCUCCCCCUCCACCACACUCUCCUCUCAUUUCUCCUUCAAAUCUAAAACGACCUCAUGGAGAACUUCUACUUCCAAUGUUCCCACCACCAUCCCCACAAUCUUCCACUCCAACUUCUGUUCCUACACCUACGUGUAUUAGCAGAGAAAAAAUCAGGAAAGCACUUCAAUUUCUUAUUCAGGACGAUCAAUUCAUCGAGAUUGUUUACAGAGCAGUGGUGAACGCGCCUGACGACUGAUGGAGCUUCUAUCUCCUUAAACGUGUCUGGGAAUUUACAAGUCUGCAGUUGAUAUUGGGUGUAAAAUGAUGGGUUUUGUGGAGCUGCGCAAUUUUUGGCAUAGUAAUGAAGGAGGAGAGUAUUAGUAUACUUGUGUUGUCUGUGCUAAGGAAGGCUGAGUUGGGGCAAGUUUAUGUACAUUGCAGCUGCUAAACACUCUUGCUUCUAUAUGCAUCUUUUAAACUGUGCACCAAAUAUAUUCUAUAUAGCAUGUAGGAGUAGAAUUUUCUACUCACACACACUUCACUUUCAACCAA
Messenger RNA from Salvia miltiorrhiza (redroot sage), 1360 nucleotides. RefSeq names its product mRNA-decapping enzyme-like protein. Gene Ontology annotation, molecular function: enzyme activator activity; mRNA binding. Lineage: Eukaryota; Viridiplantae; Streptophyta; Magnoliopsida; Lamiales; Lamiaceae. Gene Ontology annotation, cellular component: P-body. The record is from RefSeq and is a predicted model, not a curated record. The coding region runs from base 57 to 1064 and encodes 335 amino acids. Gene Ontology annotation, biological process: deadenylation-dependent decapping of nuclear-transcribed mRNA; deadenylation-independent decapping of nuclear-transcribed mRNA; positive regulation of catalytic activity. The transcript has 8 exons.